Xyrauchen texanus (razorback sucker) is the source of this 2883-nucleotide messenger RNA. Its product is annotated as nuclear cap-binding protein subunit 3-like. Gene Ontology annotation, cellular component: nucleus; cytosol. Gene Ontology annotation, molecular function: RNA 7-methylguanosine cap binding; mRNA binding. Lineage: Eukaryota; Metazoa; Chordata; Actinopteri; Cypriniformes; Catostomidae. The transcript has 13 exons. Bases 58 to 2151 code for a protein of 697 amino acids. The record is from RefSeq and is a predicted model, not a curated record.
UACUGUACUGCGCGCGAGGAUUAGCCGUUAGCUCGUUUGAUUUCACAGCGAGCGAUCAUGGCGUCGGUGCGCAGCCUGCGGGUGUCUGUAAAGUCCGACAGCGCGUCCGAUCGGUCAGAGUCAGACUCGGAAUCAGAAUCGGAUCGGGAUGCCCGUGAAGCGGAGCCCAUGGAGGUGGAUGACGGAGAACUGGAGUCCAUUUCUGUUAACCGAAGUUUAAAGGAACUGUUGCCGGACACCAGCAGACGAUAUGAAAAUAAGGCUGGUACAUUUAUCACUGGGAUUGAUGUAACUUCUAAGGAGGCCAUUGAGAAGAAGGAGAAGCGAGCAAGAAGAUUUCAUUUUCGAGCAGAGGAGAAUCUGUCGCAGAGAAAUGUCAUCUUGGACAGGGAGGUGGUGAAGGAAGCUAUCCCAAAGGUGCGACUGGAAGCCCUACUCAUGAGUGGUGUAGAUGACAUGAGCACUCAAGAUAUUUUUGGCUACUUUAAAGAGUAUCCGCCCGCCCACAUUGAGUGGAUAGAUGACACAUCCUGCAACGUGGUGUGGCUAGACGACAUCACUCCAGCCAGAGCUCUCAUUAACUUGAGUCGGAUGCCAGACAAAGAAGAGGUCACAAACGCAGACAGCUCGAAACCUUCUGAAACUCCAGUCCAGCCACAGAAAGCACAACGAAACUGUGGCUCUGAUGAUGAUGAUGAUGAUGAGGAGGAGGGGGAGGACGAAGGCGAGGUAGAUGAUGAUGAUGAAGUGGUGAAAGCAGACAAGAGCAAGAGUAGUGAUGGCAGCGAGGGUAAGGCUAGCGAAAUUGAAGAGGAGACUGAGAAGACGACACCGGAAACCACAGAGACGGACCUGCUAUCCCAGACAGAGAGAGAAUCUCUUUUUCGGAACGAUCCGAGACCCACAAUCAAGCCCUUCAAAGGCAACAAGCUGUUGUUGCGCUUUGCCACCUAUGAUGACAAAAAGGAGUUAGGUGCGGCCAGGAGAAGUCGGUACUAUAUGAAAUAUGGGAAUCCAAAUUAUGGCGGUAUGAAAGGCAUCCUAAGUAAUUCCUGGAAACGGAGAUAUCACACGCGGAGAAUCCAGCGUGACGUUCUGAAAACCAAAAAGUCUCUUAUUGGAGACAGCAUGGGACACACCCCACCCUACACUCACCGACACUCUGCUGACCUGGUAAACCUGCCAGAAGAGCCAAUAACAGAAGAGGAAGAAGAAGAAGAUGAUUUAGAAGAGGACAUGGAUGCUGAUGAUAGAGUGGUGGAGUACAGAGAACGAGGAGACAAGGAACGGGGUGAAGGGGGUCUGCGCAGUCGCUUAGGAGACCCAUCACCUGGCUCUUCAGAUUCAGAUGAGAUGGACUAUGACCUGGAACUGAAGAUGAUCUCUACACCCUCCCCCAAAAAGAGCAUGAAGAUGACCAUGUAUGCUGAUGAGGUGGAAACCAACCUUCGCAGUCUUCGUAACUCUAUACAGGGUGACACAAGUAGCAGUGUUAAGAGUCGCAUUGGUAGUAGUAGUAGUUGUGGUGGUGGUGAUUGUGGAGGAGGUGGCUCAUCCAAAUCUACAUCGGACAAAGUGACAGAUGUGAGGCAGUUAUUGGAGGAGAAGAGGCAGGGACUCUCUCAACCAAGAUCACGUCCCCCAGUGAUGUCUUCUAGUGGCAAGACUGAUGUGAGACAAAGAUUAGGCAAGAGGCCACACUCUCCAGAAAGACAACAAUCUGUGUCUCCCAUCAUAUCUAGGAGUGCAGUUUCUCGGAGAGAGCCUUUGACAGACGUGCGCAGCAGACUUGGCGUGGCUAAACAUGAUAGCCGUGGUCUCUACUCGGAGUCCUCAAAAGAUAAGAAAACCGGGAGCUUGUGGAGUCGCCUCGGCCCAUCACACAAGGACGGUAGUGACAAUCGCAAGGUUACUUCUCGAGCGUCCUCCUCAAGAAGAGAGAUAAGACGACAAGAUGACGUGGAAUCUGAUGGAGUUGAUGAAGACGAUGAUGAAGAGGAUGACUCUCAGCUGCAGAAGAUGUGGGGAGCAAUGAUCAAACAGAAGGAGCAGCAGUCCAACAAGAUGAAAAAAAGCAGACUGGACAACCUGCCAUCACUGCAGAUCGAGAUCAGUCGAGAUAGCAGUAACAGCUCGGACAGUGACUCCUAAGUGACUCCCGCUGUAGGGGGAAGUGUAGGAAAUUAUGGUGUACAAGAUAAAGUGGAAGAGAGUUGGAGAACAUCUGGACUAAGAGACCCUGACAUAAAUACUUGAACAUUCCCACACUCCCACCUCUUGCCUCUAUAUAGACUUUGCAGAUGCUCUCCUUUGGUCUCUGUACUGUAUUGACUAUUAGAGAGUUGUUUAGAAAGAGAGGACAGACUCAAUUUUUGUUUUGUCAUUUCAAAGAAAGGGCAGUGAUGAGAAAGCCCUUGUGUUUGUUUUUCUUCAAAAGAAAAUGUUGAGAUUGAUUUUAUUGAACUCAUUGAGGGCCCAUUUUUAAUAUAUGGUGAUGCACCAGGUUAAUUAAAAAAAAAAAAACAGUCCUAUGAGUUGAUUUAGUGACUGGAAUAUCAAGUGAUGUAAAUUGGUGUCUAAUAGCAAUAGUUUUUUAAUAUUGUUCGUGUCAAUGAUAAGUUAAUGGAUGGUUGGGUUAUAUUCAUGUUACAUUACUAAGACUGUCCAAUCACUGUGGGUUUGAUGCGGAGACGGUACUUUUGUUUCUCUGGUGCAAGCCGUAUUAUUGCAAAGACCGGACCAGGAUGGAUUAAUGCUUUAAUUUACUCCGCUCUGUGAGAGGGGCACAUACUGUAGUCAGUUUAAUGAUCAUGUUCCCAACACAAAAUUGUCUACAUUCCCUAAAUAUAUGUGAUCAGUGAAACAAGAUUUCAUGAGGAAAAA